This is a messenger RNA of Conger conger (European conger), 1791 nucleotides long. It is a transcript of the gene pitpnbl, whose product is annotated as phosphatidylinositol transfer protein, beta, like. Gene Ontology annotation, biological process: phospholipid transport. The record is from RefSeq and is a predicted model, not a curated record. Bases 228 to 1040 code for a protein of 270 amino acids. Gene Ontology annotation, molecular function: phosphatidylcholine intramembrane carrier activity; phosphatidylinositol transfer activity; phosphatidylcholine binding. Gene Ontology annotation, cellular component: cytoplasm. Lineage: Eukaryota; Metazoa; Chordata; Actinopteri; Anguilliformes; Congridae. The transcript is spliced from 11 exons.
GAUCAAAUGUCUAAAAUAAAAUAAACUUUACCGCAGUACUCGACCUGGUGAAAGACAUUUGUUUUUCGACGGCGGUGGGCGGCAAUAAUGUUUCCCUCCUCCCCAAGAUGGUAACUCUGCGCCCAGUAGCCCUGCACUCUCAUGCUCAAUGACGCGAAGGAACGUGUUGCUCAUAUUUCCGGUGAGCGGAUUCCGUUGUUGGAUGUACCGUUCUGUCCAGAUUCGGGAUGGUACUCAUUAAGGAAUACCAAGUGCUGUUGCCAUGUUCUGUAGAAGAGUACCAGGUUGGCCAGCUGUUCUCCGUAGCAGAAGCCAGUAAGAACAACACAGGAGGUGGGGAGGGAAUAGAGGUCCUUCGUAAUGAGCCGUACGAAAAGGAAGGCGAGAAGGGCCAGUACACCCACAAGAUCUACCAUAUACACAGUAAGGUACCCAGUUACAUCCAGAUGUUUGCACCUGAAGGAGCUUUGGUCUUCCAUGAGAAGGCUUGGAAUGCUUACCCUUACUGCCGCACAAUUGUGACGAAUGAGUACAUGAAGGACGAUUUCUUCAUUAAGAUUGAAACUUGGCACAAGCCUGACAUUGGAACAUCUAACAAUCCCCAUGGUUUACCACCUGAGGAGUGGGAGGAGGCAGAGGUGGUGCCCAUAGAUAUUGCCGAUCGGUCGCAAGUUGACGACGUUGACUACAAAGCGGAGGAGGACCCAGCUAUCUUUCACUCAGAAAAGACGGGCAGGGGCCCCCUAGGACCCGGCUGGAAGAAGGAGCUCCACAGUGGUAGCUGCCCCUAUAUGACGGCCUACAAGCUGGUCACGGUUCAUUUCCGCUGGUGGGGCCUUCAAGGGAGGGUGGAGAAAUUCAUUCACAAGCAAGAGAAGAGGCUCUUCACCAACUUCCACAGGCAGCUGUUCUGCUGGCUGGACCGCUGGGUGGACCUCAGCAUGGAGGAUAUCCGGAGAAUGGAGGAGGAGACGCAGAAAGAGCUGAACCAGAUGCGGAAUCAGGGAUCUGUUCGAGGGAUGAAAGCGGGAGAAGACUAAAUGUAGAGGGAAAUGGGACUGUUUGAUCAACCAUUAUUUACCUCCCCAAGUCCCGCAUACCGCCCUUCCUCCUGCAGCCAAUCAGAACGUGCCACAUCACCGAGCCCUUCAAAACAGGCAGUUGUCAGGAAAUGACUGUGUUUUUAUGUUUUUAUGUGUGAGUGUGUCUGUGUUUUUUUUUGUCACUUUGUUCUUAAAAUAUUUGCUGUCAAAUUUUAUUGUAUUUUGAGUUCAGCAAAAUCCUAAGUAAUUCCAACUUUAUCUUUUAAUUAUUAGCCGUUUUUGUUAUUUUAUCAGUUAUGACUGUACUUUAGUGCACACACAAUUCUCAACCCAGUCCAAGGGUAAGUGAGAAAGGUGCAUCUGAAUCCAGAUUUCUUUUUUUUUCUUUUUUUGCUUUAGUGUAAUUUACUGCUACUAAAAUACUUGGUCCAUAUUUUUUAAAUAAUUAUGGUAUUUCAAAAUGUUGUUGGGUGGUUUAAGCUUAAAGCAGUUACGUUUAAAAUAAAAUCACAUUUUAAAAUGAAAUUGACAUUUUGUAAUCUUCAGGAACAUGUAAGCGUGCGGAAGGAAGAGGUCUUAUCUCUUCUGCAAUGUUUGGUUGCAGAAUAUUUAAAAUCACUCAACAUUACUAAUGUCAUGAAAAUGCAUUUUUCAAAUUUAACCAGGUGAAAUGGGAGUGGGAUGGUGUGAACUAUCAAAGAUGGUGUGCUAGUUAGAUUUACAAUAAUAAACAUUGACUAUACUCAAA